AUGACAAUCAGGGCGUGUACGCGCGUUAUUAUGCAGCUCGCCGUCGUCAUCGUAUCUGCAUCCAAUUUGAUCGCCGACGCCGACGUUGACGUGGAUCAUCGCGAGGAGUGGGUUGUCCGGGUACAAGGUGGAUCACAAGUGGCGUCGUUAUUGGCAGCUCAAUCCGGUUACAAGCAUCACGGUCCGGUUCUUGGAUUCAAGGACACAUAUAUAUGGCUUAAGGAUAAUAACCCAAGCCAGAAGAAAAGAGGAAAUCUUCGCUUAACGAAGGCUCUUAAUGCAAAUUCUAAGAUCAUCUGGGCGGAUCAACAGAAAACAGUGAAACGACUUAAGCGCGAUUAUAUCUCGUUAGCUGACUUGGAGUCUGAAAAACCUUUAACGAGAGAGAAGCGUCUGCAAUUAAAUGCAUACGGUGCUGCAUUAAAUGCUGUUAACAGGGAGGAGGAAAAUUACAAUGUUGCCCAUAGAACAAAAAUGUUUAACGACGAGCUCUGGGAACAAGAAUGGUAUCUGCAAGACACAAGGACGAAUAAAGCUUUGCCAAAGCUCGAUUUAAACGUCCUGCCUCUCUAUCGACUGGGGAUAACUGGUCGUGGGAUAAGGAUUGCUGUUCUCGACGAUGGUUUAGAGUACACUCAUGACGAUCUACGGAAUAACUAUGACGCAACUAUUAGUUACGACAUAAACGAAGGCGAUUACGAUCCUUUUCCAAGAUACGACACGUCAGGGAUGAACGGUCACGGCACCAGGUGUGCCGGCGAGAUAGCAAUGGAGGCCAACAACCUAAAGUGCGGCGUCGGUGUUGCCUUCGAAGCUGCUGUCGGCGGCAUCAAGCUCCUCGACGGUCUGGUGAACGAUCGCGUGGAGGGUGAGGCUUUGGGAUACAAACCGGAACUCGUCGACAUCUACACGGCUUCUUGGGGACCAGCGGAUGAUGGAAAAAGUUUAGAAGCACCCGGUAGACUCGCCGUUGAAGCGCUCGAGCGCGGCAUAAGGAAGGGUCGUAAUGGUAAAGGUAGCAUUUACGUAUGGGCAUCUGGGAACGGUGGCUCUAAAUCAGACGACUGUGGAUGCGAUGGAUAUGUUGGAAGUAUAUACACCGUAGCUGUGGGAUCAGCUAGUCAAACUGGAAGAUUUCCUUGGUACGGAGAAAGAUGUCCCGCUACUCUCGCUACAACGUAUAGUAGUGGCGCAUAUCACGAUCAAAUGAUAGCGACAACGGAUUUAAAGAACACCUGCACGACCAAACACACGGGUACUUCAGCUUCUGCCCCAUUAGCCGCCGGCAUACUGGCUCUCGCAUUGCAAGUGAACGACAACUUAACGUGGAGAGAUAUUCAGCACCUGAUAGCUUGGUCAUCAGAGUACAGUCCCCUCAGCGAAAAUCCGGGUUGGUUCAAGAACGCGGCUGGAUUCUGGUUCAAUUCACGCUUCGGUUUUGGACUUAUGAACGCGUACGCGCUAGUAAUGGCAAGUAUCAACUGGACAACAGUACCGGAGAAGACUAUCUGCAAAGUGGAUAACGUAUAUAUCGCCGAUGUCACACUGGCUUAUGGAAAUUCAAGGGAAUUGCAAUUCGAUGCUGACAACGUUUGCCGGACAUCAGGGAACGAAAUAAUCUUUCUAGAGCACGUGGAGAUCCAAGCAAAUCUCGAGUACUCUCGUCGUGGCGCGCUACAGAUGCAUCUGACUGCACCUUCAGGGACUUCAAUCCAGAUCUUAAGUCUAAGAAAGCUGGAUAAUUCUGACGCUGGCUUUACAAAGUGGAAAUUUAUGUCCAUAGCAACAUGGGGUGAAGAUCCUCGAGGAACAUGGAUCUUGGAUAUAUUUGAUGAAAUAGGCCCGGAGCAAAAUAAUGGUACAAUUGGAGUAUUUACACUGAUUCUGCAUGGUACAACGCAAAUUCCAGCUUACCGCAGAAACGGGCCGAGAAUUUAUAAUGAAGAAUACAAUCGGAUACGGAAAACCUAUGCCAUGUUGGAGCCAAGCACAAAUUCCAUACAGAAUGGAUAUGAUCACGAUUUGCAAUCUCCAGGAAUCAAUGACAUUUAGGCAAUGGUGGAAAAAAAUGUUAAAAUUGUGAUAACUAGAGCGUUUUGCUUAGUUCUUCCCAAAUAUUAAAUGUACCAAAUAUUAAAUUAAUAAACAAUUAGAAACAUUCAAAUAAUUA
Molecule: messenger RNA, 2170 nt
Organism: Ooceraea biroi (clonal raider ant)
Lineage: Eukaryota; Metazoa; Arthropoda; Insecta; Hymenoptera; Formicidae
Product: neuroendocrine convertase 1
Biological process (GO): peptide hormone processing
Cellular component (GO): neuron projection; membrane
Molecular function (GO): serine-type endopeptidase activity
Source: RefSeq, a predicted model, not a curated record